CUGGCAUGGUCAAAUUUCAUGUCCCGAUACGGCACCUCAAUCUUUCGAAGCCGUGCCGGGAGGUGUUUUGGGACCCGAUGCUUCCAUACGAGUACGCCCGCGGGAGCGGUGCUCAGAGCGGACUCACGAAAUUAGUACCACAUGACCGGUGCUAGACGUCGAUGGGCCGCACCCUGGCACCUAUUUGGGUUCAUACCUGCCCAUCGCCAAGACGAUGAACCUACUCGUGUGGCGCGGUGGCUUGUCAGACGUAUAGACACAUUGCUCCUCCACCUUGGUCUUCUUGCACUGUUAUGCAGGAACCGUGAAGACUCUCGGCCCCUUUGGCAAAAUAUGCCUGAUGCCUGGGACCAGAAGCCCAAAAAUUACCAUGCGUCGCCCGAUGGACUCCAGCCCCGUCCAUAGCACUAUACGCGGAGCCCGAUCUUACCAACCAGUGAGGUGUCUCCACGCCAAGUCUUCUCUCGCGCUCGAAGAUG
This is a messenger RNA of Microstroma glucosiphilum, 479 nucleotides long. RefSeq lists its product as hypothetical. NCBI's taxonomy places the organism in Eukaryota, Fungi, Basidiomycota, Exobasidiomycetes, Microstromatales, Microstromataceae. The record is from RefSeq and is a predicted model, not a curated record. The transcript has a single exon. Bases 142 to 405 code for a protein of 87 amino acids.